Messenger RNA from Magallana angulata, 862 nucleotides. RefSeq names its product neurogenic locus protein delta-like. The transcript is spliced from 5 exons. The record is from RefSeq and is a predicted model, not a curated record. NCBI's taxonomy places the organism in Eukaryota, Metazoa, Mollusca, Bivalvia, Ostreida, Ostreidae. Bases 131 to 811 code for a protein of 226 amino acids.
UGAUUGGUCUCGGAGGUUUUGAUGUAAUUCGUUUAACCAACCACUUAUAUUGUUGACGCAAAUUGAGUACAUAUAUCUAUACCAAGCACCCGUUCUUCGCUUGGUUCAUUUAGGCCUUUCCCUGCAGAUCAUGAACAUACCAUUCGCGUGCCUGUUUAGUGUCACGCUUGCUCUGAGUGGGGGCUACUCGUUUGCUUCUGAGCACAGGGUAUAUGUAACCGAUUGUGAUAAUGGAGAAUGUUCGAGGAACUUGGUAUGUGAUCCAGAGGUAGACCGAUGUUAUUGUCCGGAGGGCACGGCACUCGGUCGCAUUGACGAUGGAGAUUUUCCUUUUUGCCAAGUUGGCGCAUGUGAGGUCUUAAGUAGAGAAGACGUAUGCUUACCAAAUGGAGUUUGUAAUGCUAGAGCAGGAUUCGUUUUUCAAGCCUUUUGUGAUUGUAAUGAGGGAUAUUUUGGACCAAGGUGCAAUGAUUUCUGUGAUCAACAUUCGGACUGCAAUGGAGGAAAAUGCAUUGAGAGAGAUGAUGGAAUAAAAUUGUGUCAGUGUCCGCCGGGGAUAGAGGGAAACCAGUGCCAAGGUUUAUGUGAACAAGAUUCGGAUUGUAAUGGCGGAACAUGCGAGGAGAUAGCUGAUCAAAAAGUGUGCAAAUGUCUGUCGGGAGUCAAUUCUUACCUGUGUCAAGGUACAUCCACUACAACAGUGAAAUACAAUCCUCGAUUGCGACUCCUAGCGGCCGUGGGAGGAGGUGUGGGGGCGCUGCUGUUGAUUGCUGCACUCGGCGCGUCCUCGCUGUCACCCUCAGCCUUUUAAUAGGUUCUCAACAAGUUUUGGUGUUUUGAUUAAAUAAAAUCAUAAAUUGAA